AUGAAGAAUAUCAAAGAAGCACAGUUCCUGAAGCCAAUCAGAUCCGAUCCUAGCCAGAGGGAUCCUAACUUAUGGUGCGAAUAUUAUGGGACUCACGACCACGAAACUAGGGACUGCCGGCAUCUGCGCGAAGAGGUAGCGACGUUGUUGAAGAACGGCCAUCUCAGGGAGUUAUUGAGCGACCGGACCAAGAAUAAUUAUGGCUCAUCCAAGAAGACAAAGGUUUCAGUGACUCACAGCAAGAGACUCCGAGAAUUCGCCGAAGAUGAUAUCACCUUCACGGAGGAAGACGCUGACAGACUUCUUCUUCCGCAUAACGAUGCUCAUGUAAUCUCUCUCAAUGUCUUAGAUUUAAAAAAUAAGGGUAUUUUGGUUGACCCAGGAAGCUCAACCAACAUUAUUCAAUGGAGAGUACUGGAACAAGCAAAGUUAACCGGAAGCAUCAUUCUGGCAACAAAGCUCCUCACCGGGUUCAACUUGGCAAGUGUGACAACCCGAGGAGAGAUCCUGCUGCCCACGAAUGCUAAAGGGGUAACUAAAAGCACCUUAUUUGAAGUGGUAGAUGGCGACAUAGGCUACAACAUAAUCCUCGGAAGGCCAUGGUUACAUGACAUGAAGGCCAUUCCCUCAACAUAUCAUCAAUUGUUGAAAUUUCCGACCCUAGAAUGA
Messenger RNA from Nicotiana tabacum (common tobacco), 669 nucleotides. The record is from RefSeq and is a predicted model, not a curated record. NCBI's taxonomy places the organism in Eukaryota, Viridiplantae, Streptophyta, Magnoliopsida, Solanales, Solanaceae.